Messenger RNA from Diachasma alloeum, 2004 nucleotides. RefSeq names its product pantothenate kinase 3 (gene fbl). The transcript has 10 exons. The record is from RefSeq and is a predicted model, not a curated record. Gene Ontology annotation, biological process: coenzyme A biosynthetic process. Lineage: Eukaryota; Metazoa; Arthropoda; Insecta; Hymenoptera; Braconidae. Bases 486 to 1715 code for a protein of 409 amino acids. Gene Ontology annotation, molecular function: pantothenate kinase activity; ATP binding. Gene Ontology annotation, cellular component: nucleus; cytosol.
CGAUAUUAUUAUAUAUAUACUUCUCUUUUUUUAAUGAUGUUGCGCAUGCGGAUUAUAGAUUUCCUUGCUUGCACAUUUAUAUUCAUUUUUAUUAUCAUCAAUGAACAGCGGUGUAAAUAGAAUUAUUUGUUCUUAACCAAUUUAUGAAAAAACGACCAACGUAACAUGUACUACUGUAAGAAAAAGAAACGAAGAACAAAAUAUUGAAAGCAUAUCAUUAAUUACGUGGAUAAUAUAACCUCCAUGCCUCUCUUGUCUUGAAUAAAGUGGAGAUUGGUUGGUUUUUUUUUCAACUUGUGAAUAGUCACUGACAGACCGAGCUCUGACACGUAGUCAAGAACAUCUUGACAAGUUUACAAGUCUAUUGAAGCCUAGAUAAUACAUAACAUCAAAUGAAAGUUAUACACUUGGAGAUAAAAAAAUCGAAGAAACAAGAAUUAUCAUUGCACCUGAGAAUGAAACAAUGAGGCAAUUUGAGUUGAAUUAUGAGUCCUCACAGUUGUAAACUUAAUGUCGACAGUCCAGACGCAGCCAUGGCAGCUAAUGGCUAUCCCGCUUCUGCAUCACAACAAUCCAACGAGUCUCACUCACCACCCUGUGAGUCGGUGAAUUCAAUGCCUUGGUUUGGAAUGGACAUUGGUGGGACUCUAUGCAAAUUGGUUUACUUUGAACCAAAAGAUAUUACAAGAGAUGAGGCGGAUGCUGAACUUGAAACUCUGAAAAAUAUAAGAAGAUAUUUAACUAAAAAUUCAGCGUAUGGAAAAACAGGUCAUCGUGAUACACAUCUUCAGAUGGAUAAUAUUGAAAUUCGGGGUAGGAGAGGGACGCUGCAUUUCAUCAGAUUUCCGACAAGCGAAAUGGGUAAUUUUUUAGCACUUGCCAAAUCAAAAGGAAUGGCCAAUCUUGUGACAACUGUCUGUGCCACAGGCGGUGGUGCUUUUAAAUUUGAAGAAAAUUUCAAAAAAGAAGUCAAUAUGAGUCUUGCAAAGUUUGAUGAACUGGACAGUUUAAUACGUGGGAUGCUUUAUAUUGAAAUGACAAAUCCUCGUGAAUGUUAUUACUGGAGCCAUCCCACUGAGGAUGAUCUUUGUCAUAAAGUUCCAUUUGAUUUCUCCCAGCCAUAUCCAUUUUUGCUUGUGAAUAUAGGCUCUGGAGUUGGUAUUUUAAUAGUAUAUGGUCCAAAUAAUUAUAAAAGGAUAUCGGGAACGAGUUUGGGCGGUGGGACGUUUCUUGGAUUGUGCUGCCUACUUACCGGCUGUAAUAGUUUUGAAGAAGCUAUCCAGCUUGCAACAGGAGGUGAUAACACACGGGUUGAUAAAUUAGUUAAAGAUAUUUAUGGUGGGGAUUAUGGACGUUUUGGUCUUCCUGGGGACUUGGUGGCCAGCAGUCUUCUCCAUGUGUGCAGUUUCGGUCAAAUGAAUUUAAAGGAUCGCAGAAAUGCCGUCAGCAAAGAGGAUUUAGCACGAGCCACUCUUGUAACCAUAACAAAUAAUAUUGGAUCUAUUGCACGCAUGUGCGCGGUCAAUGAAAAAGUCGAGAAAGUAGUGUUUGUUGGAAACUUUUUGCGAGUAAACCCCAUAUCCAUGAAAUUAUUAGCUUAUGCCAUGGAUUACUGGUCGAAUGGUACUAUGAAAGCACUAUUUUUAGAACACGAGGGAUAUUUUGGUGCUGUAGGAUGUCUUUUGCAAUUCAAUAAUGAGAGUAGUCAGAUUUAAUGGAAUAUGAUUUGAUAAUAAUUACGUUUAGCAUUCCAGUGAGUUUUCCUUCGUUGAUUAAGUAUCACAACCGGAUGUCUUAAAGAGGCAGUUAUUUAUUUCCGAUUAAUUAAUUUAUCAUAUCUCUUAAAAAUACGCCCACAGUUAUUUUCACGAACAAAGUAAAGAUGAAACUAUAAAAUAAAAUAUUGAAGGUAAAUGAUUAUUAUCAUUGUGAUAUUUUAAAUUGAGGGCACAAAAUGUUAAGCGGUUACUCUGUGGGAAAAAUAAAAAGAAAUCAAACAAUUUA